UGUCCGAAAUGUGGUAAGCCAGGAUUACAACAAGAUUGGUGCAGAAAAUGCGAAUCAAGAAAAUUUAAAAAACUUUCGAAAUGGACAAGCGGUAAUGAAUAUCUUGAUAAACUUAUUAAGUAUACUCAAAAUAAAGCCUAUGGGCCGUGUUCUUUUUGGGAAUGGAUUCCAUAUGAAAAAUUUUCGGAUAUUCAGUAUUUAUCGAAAGGUGGAUUUGGAACUAUGUUUGUUGCUAAUUGGGUAGAUGGACCUAGAGAUUUAUGGGACUAUGACUCACAACAGUAUGUUAGAAACAAAAAUUGUAAGGUUGCGCUUAAAAGACUCGAUGAUGAUAUUAUUAAUUCGGGAUUCGUUAAUGAGUUACGGUCAUAUUAUUGUAGAGCUAAAACACGUUGCGAUUAUGCCAUUCGGAUAUACGGAAUUUCGCGUGAGCCUGAAACAAAUAGCUAUAUUAUAGUUAUGCCUUAUUACCAUAAAGGUGACCUUAGAACCAUUUUACGAGAAAGAAAAACAGAACUCACAUGGCAAGAAAAGUUCCAAAUUUUAUAUAGCCUUUCAAAUGCAUUAAAAGACAUUCAUUUAAAAGGACACACACAUUGUAACUUACAUCCCGGCAACAUAUUUCAAGUGUCUCAAGAUUCAAGCGUACGUAUUAUUAUUGGAGAUCUCGGAAUGAAUAAGUCAGCAUGUAGAGACCCAACAGCCUUAGAAUCUUACGGUGUUGUACCUUACGUGGCAUCUGAGACCUUACGUAGUUGGCCAUAUACUCAAGCUUCAGACAUAUAUAGUUUUGGCAUGAUAAUGUGGGAAUUAUCCUCGGGUAAACCUCCAUUUUUGGACAGGGCACAUGAUGAACAUUUAGUGUUUGAGGUUUGCGAAGGAUUGCGACCGGAUAUUGUAGAAGGAACACCAAAGUGUUACGUUGAAUUAAUGAGAAAAUGUUGGAAUGAUGAACCAUCAAAUCGUCCCAGAGCUCUUGAAAUUUAUCAAAUUAUUCAGUCAUGGGAUAAUUCGCUAUUUAGGUCUAUAGACGAAGAGUUGUCAAGCAUUUCAGAAAGUUCCGAUGAAGAAGUCAAUGUUCAUCCUGAAGCAAUAUAUUCAAGUAAACCACUUAGCGGAAUCAUUACACAAGGGUUUGGGCUUGAAUCUACACUUUCCCAGGAUAAUCCACGCAAAUCUAUUGUUUUCAAAAAUUCCGAAAUUCAAGAUACGGACAAAAUCAAGGAAUUGAUCCCGAAAAAGAAACAUAGAAAUUUGGCAAAUAAUGACAUCCCAACUAUCGAAAUACAUAAAUAUGAUUCAGAACCUUCGGACGAAGAGAAAGAUUGA
This is a messenger RNA of Dentiscutata heterogama, 1329 nucleotides long. NCBI's taxonomy places the organism in Eukaryota, Fungi, Glomeromycota, Glomeromycetes, Diversisporales, Gigasporaceae. The record is from the annotation of a GenBank genome assembly.